UUGAUUCCAAUAUGGUGGACGUGUCAACAUAUUUGGGUCUUUCGUGUCUACAAGUUAUUGUGAAACGUUGUUCCCCAAUAUUCUGAAGUAAAACCCAGAAACAUGGAGUUUUGUUAUUGAAUUAUUCCCUGAUGUCAUCUUGGGCCGGAUUCACAGACGAGGAGCUCCUCCGGCUAAGACAGACUGCAGGAGAAGAUAGGACAGCUCCAGGAAGCCUUAGAAAGUCAGCGAUAAACACUGCAAAACGACAACGACCUCGUGAGAAAGUACGAUCAAGAGGUACAUCUUCAGGGAAACUAGAUUCCGGGAAGAAAGAAGGAAAUGAAGACCAGGGCGCGAGAGAUUGCGCUCAGUUAGCGCCGCAGAACACAAGCUCCAGAUCUAACGGUGGUCGCUCAACUUCACGACUUGAUUCCAGGGAAGAAGAAAAGGAAAAUUCUUCUCCAGAGUGUGAAAGGCGAGGAAAAAGUGUAAGCCAAGUGAAAGAAAGGAAUUCUGUCCCUAAAGAAUCGUCUUUAGAGACCAAGUCUCUGAAGAACGCCAAUGAUCAACAAGGAAAAGCUUUCGAGGUGGAUGAUGGCCAUCAAGAGCAAAGCGGUAUACUUACGGAUAAAGAGGUGGAAAUCGAUCUCCCUAAUAUAAUCGACGAGAAUGAUAGAAUACAAGCAAUUGAAUUGUCAGCUUUGGAAAAGAUGCAAGAAAAACAGAAACAGAUUGAACAGGAAAAUAAAAGAAAGAAAGCAGCUCUUCAGGAAACAAUAAAGAAAAGAUAUCAGAAAACCCAAGCAGAAGCACACACUCUUAGUUUAGUUCAGAAAGAGUUGAGCCAUCUUGACAGUCUACUGUCUGCUGAUGUAGCUAUUCUUCGAGACAAGAUAGAGGAGAGCAGUAGAGAUUUCCUUAGUGCACAAAAGAGGUAUGAAAAGGCAGAAAAAGAGUUCGUGGAGGCGAAGAUGGAUUUACACAGAAAAACGGAAAGGAAAGAUUUGCUAACAGAGCACCUGUAUACCAUUAUUAGAGAAAAUGAAUUAAGAAAGGCAAAAAAACUCGAAGAACUCAUGGUAAAGCUUAAUGUCGGGAACGAUGUUGGCUUUUCAGCACAAAAUGAGGGCGAUGAAGCCAUUAUGGAACAGAACAAUUCAGAAAUUCCUGUACUAUCAGAGGAUAAGGCGAGAAGAGAGAUUCCAGAAUCGAAUUCAGGUUCGGCUUUACAUCCAUGUCAUGCAGUAGAAGACAAAACUCCUAUCGAACAGACUGAAGUUGACAUGGCAAAACAGAAAAUGUUGUCUGAAGCGGUUUCAGAAAAAGAAGUUACAGUUCCGACCUGAUUAAGCUUCCCUUUACUUUAGACAAACAUUUCAAAAAUUUAGGACCGGAAGUGACAAUCAUGACUCCAGGUGAACUACUUGGAUAUCGUGCUGGCUGACACUUCUUAGAUACCGAGUGAACCUCAUGAAAUGCCAAAAAAUCAGCAGAAUUCGUUGGAAGACUUGAUUUUAUAGCUUAACUUCUCAAUGGAACGUAGUUUUAUAUACUCCGCAUUAGAGGAGUCAUUCACCGUUCAGUUUUUUUAGCUGAAUCUCUUCUGGGAAAUAAACGUUGUAAAUUACUAUAAGAGGCUUGCUUAUUUACUCGAACGUAACACAGACCUGUCGAAUUAGCCACGCCCUCCUUUCGACCCUCCCGCCUUAUAUGAGGGUCUCAGUGGUGUUAACCGUUAGGCAUAAAACGGACAAAAUUGAACAGUUUGCUUUAAAAGUCUUCACCCCUUUGAGAUCCUCUUAUUAGCGUCUUUGUUAUCUUCCACUCAAAUUAUAAAAUAGUCGACCAGUGGAAAUCGUGUUAGACACUAAAAACAAUCAAACUCGGUCAUUUGAGUGUUCCUGCGCUUCAAGCACUUUGCUUGUUCCACUUUGAGUUUUCAUUGGCGAAUGAAAAAGUUAAUCUUAGUUCUGUUUGGUUACUAGGAUUACUUUGUGAAACCUCUCUAUUAAAGCAAUUUCAAGUGUGUGUUUAGU
Molecule: messenger RNA, 2018 nt
Organism: Pocillopora verrucosa
Lineage: Eukaryota; Metazoa; Cnidaria; Anthozoa; Scleractinia; Pocilloporidae
Product: RAB6-interacting golgin
Biological process (GO): non-motile cilium assembly
Source: RefSeq, a predicted model, not a curated record